AUGCCCUGCCUGUCCCAGGGCCAGGCUUUGCGAGCGCCAGGGACACAGGCAGCAUACCCGGGCUCGCGCAGACUCAGGCAACAAUACGGAUACAAGGGCGAUUCCUGGUCAGGCUUGGUGGAGCUCCAUCCUGACCGCCUGCUGACCCGGGAGGAGUUCAAGGCGAACUUGCUGGCAGCACCCGGGGUGCUCAAGGUCGUGGACAAGAGCACCAAGACCUCGCAGGGCAAUCGAGGCAACCACAUCUGCGAGCGGAGCCUGAACGUCCGCCUGCACCGCGAGCCGAAUCUGGCUCUGGAGUUCGAGCUCACGCGGAACAACCACAUGGCGGACAUGGAGGGCCGCCCUUACACGGAGACAGCCAUGUUCAAGGACCCCCCCAAACGGCAUCACGCGGCGGCGUGGUGCGUGCUCUUGCACGCCGUCAAGGGCAGGGAGCUGCUCCCACAGCAUGCCCGCGACUACUGCAAGGCCUGCCUGACGAGACACGGCACCUGGGAGGCCGACGUGCUGCCAGAGGGCCUGGAGGGGGUCCCGCUUGAGCCAGGCUUUGCCAGCUCUGCGGGGGUGGAGGCCUCAUUGAGUCAGGGUGGCCAGGAGGUCCCGCUUGAGCCAGGCUUUGCCAGUUCCGCGGGGGUGGAGGCCUCAAUGAGUCAGGGUGGCACGACCGCGCCGCCUGCAAAGAAGAGUAAAGCGGCGGACCUUGCAACAGGGCGGAGUGGCAGCGCGACGUUCCCGUUUCCUUUGCAGGACGCUCCCGCGGUGCCCGGGGGCCUCGACACAACCUUGCCGGCUACGCUCAGGAUCGCUCGACACAACCUGAGCGGACGGGCGCGUCAGGUCUCCUGCCCAGAGGGCCUCAACUACAGCGAAGCUGGGCUCAAGGAGCUGAAAGCGUCUGAGCGGGACGGGAGCAUAGCCUCGCUGCAAGAUGCCCGGGAGCUUCUGCUCAAGGGGCUCGAGCGCAUCUCGGGCGUUUUGCCCGAGGGGCGCGAUUUGGACGGCACCGAGUACGAGAUGCUAGGUACGGAGUUCGAACGCUUCCUGGAGAUCGUGGAGAAGCUUCCAAAGCCAGCGCGCGAGGAGGAGGCAGUGGCAGGGCAGGACCUCGACGCCGAUUGGGGAGAGGAUGCGGCGGACGUGGGCCGGUUCGAGAUCACGGACCACCUGCGUGAGGAGCUGGCCGGGGAGCCGGAUGGGGACCCGGCCGCCGUCCGUGAGUCUAGGGAGGUCUGGGCCGCACUGGGCGCAGAAGGUCCUCCCAUCCCGGACUUCUUGAAGGUUGUGCAGGGUCAGCCGAUGGCCGGCAACGCUGCCCUGGACGAUGUUCGUGCUAUGAAGCUUCGCGCUGUGGAGCACGUGCGGUACCCCGUCGUCGAUGAACGUGACGAUCCCGAGGUGCAGGACAACAUCGACAGGAUGCGCCGCGAGGCUUGGGAAAAACACGAGGAGCGUCGAAGGACGGGUGUUCGUGGCCUGGACACGCGGGACAUGUUCGUCGGCCGUGAACUGGACUACGUCAAGCUGAUCGGUGCCGGCUCGGAGCCCAUGGCCCUGAACGAGUUCUUGAAUGCGGCGUCUAAGAGAACUCUCCGCGUCAAGGAGCUGUCGCGGCCACCUUCAAACGUGCCGGGACAGGAAGGCCGCUUGCGCAUGCUCGCGCUGCGGGUGGUUACACCGUGGGAGGACGCCCGGAUGGGUCUCCUGACGCUUCGGGCCCGCUGA
Prorocentrum cordatum is the source of this 1725-nucleotide messenger RNA. NCBI's taxonomy places the organism in Eukaryota, Dinophyceae, Prorocentrales, Prorocentraceae. The record is from the annotation of a GenBank genome assembly.